GAAAUUUACAAGCCGACCGACAAUAAUGGCGAGGCUGGCCGUGCUGCUGCUGCUCCUGGCACUGGUGGCCAUAGUGGCUGCGCAGACCGAUCCGCCGGGCUUCAACAACUCGGACAUCAUGGGCUGGCUCGGGAACCGCAAGAAGGACGACGAUACGGAGCUUGUCUGGAGCAUCACGAUGCGUGGCUCGACCCUAAGCGUCAACACGACGGCCGCGCAGCGCGAGUGGGAAAAGCUCUACCGCAUCAACGGCGACAUCUUGCGCAACGACCAUACCAAUCUGUGCCUUGAAGCGGCGUACUCGGCGUCGGUGCUCCGCGUCUACGGCGCCAUCUGCAACGCGUCCUCGCCCGAGCAAACGUGGACCUUUGCGCACCGCCGGCUCGAGCACGCUAUCUUUCGCCGCAACUGCCUCGCGAUUGUCGAUGGCGCGACGCCGGUCGUGCGCAUGGAAACCUGCGACCAGUCGGCGGCCGUGCCCAGCAGUCAGAAGAUCCGCUUCUUCCGCUAAUAAUGCCACUCGCCUGUAUUUAACCUAUCUACUGUUGCCACUCUGAGAGGCCUUUGUCUACGGCGCUGCACCAUGGCACAACAGCGAGCAUCAAGCGUAAGCGUAAGCGUGCGAGGCUGAUCCCUAAAUUCGUUAGCUCCAUGUGCGUGUGGCGAGGGCUCAUCACGGAGCUCGUUUCGCAGCUAGCGCUGUUGUGGCAUCGGUGCGUCGACGCCAUCCUCGUCGAUGUUACGCUCUGCCAGCAACCCUCACUUGCAGCUCGUGCUUGCAACGACAUUAGCCCACCAACUUCUUGU
Saprolegnia diclina VS20 is the source of this 807-nucleotide messenger RNA. RefSeq lists its product as hypothetical. The transcript has a single exon. The record is from RefSeq and is a predicted model, not a curated record. Bases 26 to 511 code for a protein of 161 amino acids. NCBI's taxonomy places the organism in Eukaryota, Oomycota, Saprolegniomycetes, Saprolegniales, Saprolegniaceae.